Molecule: messenger RNA, 2296 nt
Organism: Hipposideros armiger (great roundleaf bat)
Lineage: Eukaryota; Metazoa; Chordata; Mammalia; Chiroptera; Hipposideridae
Product: maestro heat-like repeat-containing protein family member 7
Cellular component (GO): cytoplasm
Source: RefSeq, a predicted model, not a curated record
ACACUUUACCAUCGGACCUUGGAAGCCCUGCAGACACUGCUCAAUGCCCUCUUUGAUGAGGACCCCACUCCUGCUGGGCUGAAGAACAUUUUGGAGGUCCUUGCUCUUGACCCCACAGCCCUGGGGCCCUGGAUGAACUCUGGAAAGGCCCAUGAACGAGCACGGGCUGUGAAAAGCAAUGUCUCUGUGUUGAACCGCACACUUCUGACCCUGACUUUGUUUAUGUCCCCAGGAUUCCUUGCACUGGGGCUUCUGCUGGGGAGGCUCAUCCUUUGCAUUGGGAAUCCUGAUGAGGAGAUUGGCCGGGAGGCUCUGGAUGCCAUCAUCAUCCUCCACACCAUCCUGGAGCUCCAAGAACGAGCCAGAGAUAAGGAAGAGAUCAACAAGAAGGAACUAUAUGAGAGCAACGAGCAUUUCCUGGGGCCCUACAACCCUGUCAGCCCGUGCCAGAACAUUCUGCAUGUGAUCUCGGAAUUUGGAGGUUUCCUAGGGCCCCGGCAGGUCAAGGACCUGCUGCUAGCAGCCCUGGAAGGGCUGAAAGGCGGCUCAGAGGCUCAGGAGACGGAGCGGGAGAUGACGCAGCUGGCCUCAGAGAUCACACUCAGCUCAGUACUGGAGUGGCACCGCCACAGGGCACUGGAGGUGAUCCCAGAAAUCGUGCAGGCCAUCUAUGUGCAGCUGGGCCACAUCCAGGAGCCACGGGCCCGGGAGGUGGCCCUGCUGCUCCUCUCUCUCCUGGCCAGCUCCUUCAUGACCGAGGUCGUCAUGGCCCUGCUCAUGUGCUCUCUCCCACUGGACAGGUCCCAGUUAAGGGGGUUGUCAGCCACUACAUCUCAGAGGGCUGAAGCAGCCCCCACCUGGGCCAGGACAUCCCACCAGCCUCCCCUCUGCCCCCAGGCAGGCAGCGGCCUGUGUGAGCUCCUGUCUGUCAAAAGCUGCAUGGGCCACGUGAGGCGUAUCGCCCCCCCGCUGCUCCUGGCCCUGUUCAUUCAGGUCCAUUACCACAUCAACCUCCGUCUGGCUGGCUGUGUGGCUUCACCCAAGGACGCCAAGAGGGACGCACAGCGCUCUGUCUUCGUACCUGUGCGGGUCUUCCUGGCUCUGGAGAGCCUUAGCGGACUGCUCCCCCUCCCCUAUCCCCGGGCCGUGGUGCACUACUCCUGCCAGGAGCUGUGCCGCCUUCUCUACCUGCUCAUCCCGCUCCUGGAGCGAGGCGACGAGAAGCACAAGAUCACUGCCAACUUCUUCGUGGAGCUCCUCCAGAUGGAGCAGGUGCGUCGGAUCCCUGAGGAGUACUCUCUGGGGCGGAUUGCAGAAGGCCUGAACCACCGCAACCCCAUCCUGAAGGUGCUGUCCAUCCGAGGCCUGGUCAUCCUGGCCCGCAGGACCGAGAAAACCGCCAAGCUGCGGGCACUCCUGCCCUCCGUGGUGAAGGGCCUGAAGUGCGUGGAUGGGCUGCUAAUGGUGGAGGCAGGCCACAACCUCAAGGCCAUCUUCAAAGGGUAGGAACGGAAGCUGAGUGACAGCUCAGUCUAUGUGGAGACGCUGCAGGUCCUGGGGCCACACUUCAGUGAUUCACGGGAGGACGUGCGCUCCUCCUGCAUCAACCUGUAUGGCAAGGUGGUCCACAAGCUGCGGUCCCCCCGUACUCCGGCCAUGGAGGAGCAGCUGAUCAGUGCCUUAGUGCCCCUGUUGCUGACCGUGCAAGGGGGCAGUGCCAAGUGUUCCCAGAGCUGCGUGAAGACCUUGUUCCGCUGUUCUUGCUUCACGGCUUGGAAAUUGCCAAAAAGAGCUUAUAGCCGGAAGCCCUGGGACAACCAGCAGCAAACCGUGGACAAAAUUUGCAAGUACCUUUACGGAGCACAGUGUGGCGGCUGAGCGCUGGCACUUGCGGCUGGUCUAUGCAGACACCAUCAAGGACCUCCUGGCCAACUGUGCCAUUCAGGACGGAGCGUGGAACUAGUGCACCAGGUGGACGAGGAUGAUGCCAUCUACCACGUCAUCAGCCCUGCCCUCGGCGGUGAUGCCAAGCCCCAGGACUUUGUGAUCCUGGCCUCCCGGCGGUAGCCUUGUGACAAUGGGGAUCCCUAUGUCAUUGCACUCAGGUCAGUUACGCUGCCCACUCACCGUGCUACGCCAGAGUAUAGGCGCGGGGAGACCCUCUGCUCAGGCUUCUGCUUCUGGCGCAAGGGGGAGCAGUUGACAAAGGUGUCCUACUACAACCAGGCCACUCCGGGCUUUCUCAACUAUGUGACCACCAACGUGGCUGGCCUCUCCUCCGAGUUCUACAACACAU